Leptopilina boulardi is the source of this 2671-nucleotide messenger RNA. Its product is annotated as putative mediator of RNA polymerase II transcription subunit 24. The coding region runs from base 107 to 2155 and encodes 682 amino acids. The transcript has 7 exons. NCBI's taxonomy places the organism in Eukaryota, Metazoa, Arthropoda, Insecta, Hymenoptera, Figitidae. The record is from RefSeq and is a predicted model, not a curated record.
CUUCAACACACUAAACCAAACACGUCAAAAUUUAUCGUCAUUUUUCAAAAAUCCUUUUUAAUUUAGAUUUAGAAACAAUAGUCAUAAAAAUAAAUCAAAAUUAAAUAUGCAGCAAAGGAAAAAUAAUAUUCCAACAUACUAUCACAACGAAUUUGCUCAGACGAGUCAAAAUAAUUUUCAAAAUCAACAGAAACAACAGCAAACUGUUUCUCCGCAAUUGAUUUCUAAUAUGAAUCCUUUUAACGUAAAUCAACCAGGAUCUAGCUUUCAGCAUCAACCUUUUCAGCAAUAUCAGACGACGGAUUGUAUUGGUGGUCAACAAGUACCUAGUCAAAAUUUAAUAUCGAAUCCUUAUCAACAAAAUCCAAAUAUGUGUUCAAGUACACCGGGAAUGCAAAAUCAAAAUUAUUUCGGAUCCUUGACUCAAGGACUUCUGGACCAAUUUCGUUCCUGUAUAAACAGUGCAGCGCCAAUUUUCAUUUUGCCCAAUGCAUGCCCCAAUCCUGCCCCAACAACGCCCCAAUUGCCAAACUCUAUUUUAGGACAUAACAUGGGAUAUCCUGUGAAUUAUCCACCAAUGGGUGUACCAUACACAUCUCCUCCUGUUUGUAUUCCCUAUGCACUUCCAAUUCCUAUUUAUAAUAAUAUAACGAAUCAAGAUCGUAGAAAGGAAAAAUCAAAUAAUUGUGAAUGUUGUCCAAAAAUGGAAAUGAUGAGAGAAACAUUUAAGAAUCCAAAUAUUUUCAAUGAAUUCACAGAACACAAAUGUAAAGAAUCUAGAGAAGAGAAUACAAUUUGUACAAAGAAACAUUGUCCAUCAUCAUUGAAUUUACAAGCAUUGGCAUCACAAUUUCUUGCAAUUCCAGGAAUAAUAUCAUGUGCAUCAACUCGAUUAAUUUUAAGAAAAGUUCCUGGUUCAAAUAUAAUUACAAAUGUUGAUGAAACAAUUAAUACUGCGGUAAUGGCAAUCAAUCAAUUGAAUAAAGAUCAACUUUUAACUGAAUCAAAAAAUGCCCAACAAAUUAAUGCUUUAAUAAAUAUUCACAUGAAUGCAAAUCCUCCAUCAAUUAUUAUUCCCAUUUUGACAAUGAUUCAAUUAAAAGUAAAUUUACUUAAGGCACAUGUGGAACAUUUAAUAAAUAAAAAAUUAAUGGAAAAUCAAGGAAUUGGAGCUGAAGGAUCUGGUAAUUUAGAUCCUCUUGUACUAACAUUGAAAACAGAUGCUGAACUUAGAGAAUUUUUAGCUGCUCUUCGAGAAAAGGAAUGUCAGGAAAGGGUAAAUUUUAAUUUCGCCCCAUAUCAUGCUCAACGAUUAUUGUCGGAAAGUCAUUUGAACAAUAUCCAAAGUAAAAUAUCUCAAGUGGAAGAUGAAAUGAAUAGAAGACGUAACAGUUCAAUUCCGAGGACGUCAAUUGUCAAUCGUUUACAGUGUCAAAUUACAAAUCCAUGUUAUUAUAAUAAUUCAUUAUUGAGCGCUGCUGAAAAUUAUCCAACGCAAACAUACGAGUCUCCUGAUCCCUUCAUCAUCCAAGUACGCAAUCCCAAGCGACUUAACUUGAAACCUCACGUUGGAAGUCCUGAGACAACUUACGAACAAUCCAAAGAUUCUGUUAAGGAUAACGAAAAUGUUUGUUGUAACGUUUCAAAAGAAAAUUUAGAAAACAAUAAUCGUUCAUCAACCUCGUCAGAUCAUUCACCAGAAAAUAAUUUUAAAGAUGAAAAAAUUUCUACCGAGAAAUCUAAUGAGAAUAAUCAGUUAAUUAAUUGUAAAGAUAAUGAUAAUAAGGAAAUUAAAUCAAUUGGAAACGCAGUAGAUGUUUGCAAUAAUAAUGAUAAUGAUGUAAAAAAAACAUCGAAUCAAAAUGAUAUAGAAAAUUCUGAAAUUGACAAUAUUCCAUCGAAAGAAUUUAGUCAAAAAUGUUAUCAAGAACAUAAAAUUGAUUUAGAGACAGAAAAUUUAGAGGAAAAAAAUACGAAUGAUUUGAUGAAUAAGACAAGAGGGAAAAAUCAACCCGAAGAAAAUAACUGUAAAGAAAUUAAAACAUUAGUGAGUGAAGAUUUAGAAAAUGAAAAUAAAUUAGCAAGCGAUGAUACCGAUCAUCAGAGAGCAAAUGAGGAUGACUUGGAUGAGGACAGUGUUAUGGCAGAUGUUUAGGAGGGCAAAUAAAGAUUAGAAAAAGAACUCAUUGCAAAAAAAAAUUGAAAAAACUUUUCAAGAAUCUUACUGUGAUUUAUAAUCGGUCUGUUUAUACUUAAAAAUCACAAAAUUAGCUUUUUUGACAGGCCAGAAGUGCCAGCACAGUCAGUUCAGCUGUCUGAAAUAUCCUAAUGUCUCGCCACACAGGCUGUCUCGCCACUGCGGACAACGCCCUACUUAAUGAAAAAAAAACAAUUUACCAAUGUAGACCAUUUAUUUUGUUAAAAUAUGCCAUAUAAUAAUUUAUAAUGGUAUAAUUUUUUGUAAAUAAUAAUACAAUAAAUAAAAAUCUAGAUUAUAUUUUGGAUUGCAAUAGAAAAUGAACUAUAAAAACCAGCGGAUUAGAGUUUUUUAAAAAAAAUUGAUAAAACAGUUUUCGAAAUAGUGGAAUGAUUUUAAUAACGAUAGAAAUAUGUAAAUUUCUAAUGACAUUAAUAUUUAUACAAGUAAUAAAAUAUCAGUUCUGUAAAUUCA